This is a messenger RNA of Paramecium tetraurelia, 896 nucleotides long. RefSeq lists its product as uncharacterized. NCBI's taxonomy places the organism in Eukaryota, Ciliophora, Oligohymenophorea, Peniculida, Parameciidae. The record is from RefSeq and is a predicted model, not a curated record. The transcript has 4 exons.
AUGGUUAAGUUUGUUUAAAUACUAAGUCUGAAGAACGUGUUAUCGAAGCUCAUUACUUAUAAAGAGACACUGCUUCGAUAAACUUCAUUCUUAGCUUCCUCUCUAAAUUAAAAUCAGUGUCUCAAUCAAAUUCACUCACAAGAAUUGCAAGUCAAAAAAAAUAAUGAAAUUCUUAGACUGUUAGAGUCAAAGUGCAACAGUCUAAAGUCAGAAUCACAAGAAGAGUACUUCCAAGUCAUGGAGUAGACCAUUCAACUCUUAGAUUAGCAACUCCAACUAAUCAAUAAAAUUAUGAAAAAGCAGAAUAUUAGAAAUUAAAUCAAAUACUCUUCCUUAAGAUCAAAUAUUCUAGAAAAAGCAGCCAAUCAUUUCUACGAAAUUUGGUAAUUUGAUUCUGAAAAUAUGGAUUACCUAUAAAAAUAUUUAGAUAUUGUCAAAUGCUUCAAAGGAACUUUGUGUGAUCAAUAUCUCGAGGGACUUUGCAAAUAUGCACAAUACACCUAAGACUACGAAGAACUUGCUAACAUCUAUAGUCAACUUGAAAUGAAUAAAUUUUCUGAGACUUAAAAAAGAUGUGCCAUGACUCUUUUCAUGCUAACACAAGAUGAACUCUACUAUGAACACUUCCUUUUAAAUGAAUCCAAUUUGGUGGAUUAAUCAUUUGAAAUCAGAUUUCAUCUCUUUGCUACUCAAUAUUUCCAGUAAUAGAACUGCUACCAUACAACAAAAUUUCACAAAUAACAAUGUGAAGAUAUGUCAUCCGAAUAUUAGAGAUCCAUUGCAAAAAGCAACUUGGAACUUUAAUUGUCAUUCAUGAAAAACUAAAGCAAUCACUGAUUGUGAUUUGUAACCAGUUUUAUAUAUAUUAUAAUUAUUAUGUGACUUAUAAUAUCCUA